UAGGCACUGGGAUAUACACUCGAACGCCGAGUCGUAGUUCUCAUUUCAUAGAGGGCUGGAUACUCAGACGUAUCUCGAAUGGAGACAAGAUGAAGGUGAUAACCUAUCCCUCUGUUGCUGCUACACAUGCUCCUGCCCUGUUGAAGGAGCUGAACUGCCAGAGAGAAAGGGGGCAAUUCUGUGACUGUGUGAUCCGAGUACAGUUCAACCCAGGCAAACUCUACUUGGCCCACAAAAAUGUCCUAGCUGCUUCCAGUCCAGUCCUGGCUUCACUUCUCUCAAAUCAAGGUGCAUUGUUGGAUUUACAAAUCCCAAGCAUAACGCCUGAAACCUUAGGACAUCUCCUGGAGUUCAUCUACACUGGAGCACUGCCACCACCUGACUUGGAUGAGUCUGUGUGCUCUGCUGCCGCCUACCUUGAAAUGGAGGAAUUGCAACAGGCUCUAAACUGCAGACUAGACAGUCCACCUGGGUUGGCUGUGGAUAUGGAAGCUGAUGAAAUGGAAGUGAAUCUAAAGAGAAGAUUUGUUGAGCACCAGGAAAUGAAAAGGAACGUACACUCUCCAUCUCACCACCAUGAAGUCAAAUGGACCUUACCAUUAUUGCCAAGCUGUGAGGUGGUGCCUGUCAUACGCCAUGCAAGCACAACGGGGCUUUAUGAGAGAAUGCCCUUACUCUCCGAGAUCCGCUGCAAGAGCAGUAACAUAGACUUUGGCUGUCAUGACAUCAGAGAACAGGAAGCAGAGGACAAGGACCAGGUACUGGGGAUAUAUCAACAUGGAUACCUUCCAAAAUACAGCGGACAACAACGUGUUGAAAGGUAUAAGGCAGCUUUGCAUGGGUCAGAGUCAAGACAAGCCAAAUUUCCGUCUGCCAUCACGGAUACAAAUAGGGAUGAAUUGCUCUGCCAUGUUCCAAAUGAGAUAGGACAUCCCCAUUGUGAAACUACCAGAAAGACUGAGUAUGAGGAAAAAUGGCUUAAAAAUAUCUGUAAAACCGUAAUAACCAAUGCUGUUAUUAGUUCAAUGGGGGCUGAUGGAUGCACUCACAAUGCUGAAGCCAUAACUGAGGACACUGAGAUAAAAGACCAGAAAGAUGACAUUGUUGCAAACAGGUCAGGAGAAUUUGUUUGUCAUAAAAACAGACAUGUUGAAAGCAGCAUUGGUGGUGCUGCUGACUCAGAAAAAGAUUUUGAAAGUAUUGAUAGACACUAUGAUCUUGAGAAGGGACAUUCAGCUCUUGAGAAUCAGUUUGACACGGACAGCAAAACCAGAGACACCAUACAUCCCACUGUUGUUCAUAUGGUUUGCAGUCACACAAAUGUUGUCAAUAUGGAAACACCUCCUAAUGCUAAUGCUCACAGUCUUGAAGAGAGGAAGGGUAACCUGUUUCCCGAAAGUGCUAUUGAAGGUCAUAUGGAAACUUCAAACACUUGGAAGCUAGAGGUAAGCAGGGAUGAUUGUGCUCAGGUAAAUGAACCCAAAUCCUUUAGGAAAACCAUUAUCAUUGAUUCUGACCUUUGGAAUGAAACAACAAAUUUUUGUGCAGAAAACACAACACUAUCAGGUGAGGAUAAAAUGACAGAAGCAUCUAUUGAGAGUAUGUUUUCAUUCCAAAGCAGUAAUAAUGUGAUGGUACACAAUGCUGAUCAUCAAGAAAAGGAAAAAUGGGAUUUUAUCAGCAACAGCGGAAAUGACUCACAAACCUACCGAGGGAAAGUGACCUACCACUGCUUUUUAAGGGAAGGACAAGUGGUAGAGACGAGUAACUGUGAAGACAAUGUUUGCAGUAGUGUUUCUGACACUGACAUUACUGGAAGCUCUACCUUACACAAGAAAUCCAGUCUUUCUUCUCCAUUCCAAGUGGAUGUUUCAGAUCCGCUGAUGCCCAUAGGUUAUGGUGGUUCCACAGAGGUUGCGAGGAAUUUCAGUGGCUCCACUGAAGCAAGUGCUGCUGACCCUGCUGCUCUUCACCCUUACCAGUGCAAAAUGUGCGAUAGGGCCUUCAGCCAGCGAGGGUCCCUCAACAGGCACAUGCGCUCACACCUUGGAGUGCGGCCCUACUCCUGUCCCCAUUGCCCAAUGACCUUCUCCAGACAAUAUCGAGUCACGGAGCACAUGCGGGUCCACCAGCGAAGCUUCGAGGGCUUGCAGAGGACUGGUCCUGCCUGACAGCCAACAGCAGAGUGAGGUUGAAGUGAUCUUUUUGUGGGUUACCUGCCAUUUUAAACUGUGAUGUGAGCAGUCAGGCUUUCAUCCUCUACAGAGCUGCCUUUAAUAUUUGCAUUGGAAUGCAACUACACAGAAGAUGCAGCUACAAUUUGUAAUUAAUUUGAAAUACCGGAUAUUGAACAUAAAAGAAGAAUGUAAAUUUAAUGGAUAUUGUGAUCUAGUGACAUCGAGAUAUAUGGUGGUAUAUGAGAUAAAUGUACAUGACUUCCCAUAGUUUUCAAGGCCAUCUAGUUUCAGAUUAGCAGAAAUUGACUUGUGGUAGUCCUUGAAUGGUAUUGUGCUUGCAAGCACUGGCCUGGACGUGUUGUUAACCUGGACUUACACUGUUGCUUAUUUACUUUUGAUAGAUACACUUCUGUUCUGU
Molecule: messenger RNA, 2595 nt
Organism: Megalops cyprinoides (Indo-Pacific tarpon)
Lineage: Eukaryota; Metazoa; Chordata; Actinopteri; Elopiformes; Megalopidae
Product: hypermethylated in cancer 2 protein-like
Exons: 3
Coding region: 90-2171 (693 amino acids)
Biological process (GO): regulation of transcription by RNA polymerase II
Cellular component (GO): nucleus
Molecular function (GO): DNA-binding transcription factor activity, RNA polymerase II-specific; protein binding; RNA polymerase II cis-regulatory region sequence-specific DNA binding
Source: RefSeq, a predicted model, not a curated record